AUGACCGACUGCGAGACUACAUUCCCAAGCUGCGUCUUACCGCCAGUCACGAGGCGCUCCUGUUACGGUACCGUUCACCACGGUCGUGUCGCCACUCCCGCACCGGCCUACCCUGAUGUCGCUAUAUGUAGGUCGAAGAGCUCGAUACCAAUCCGUCUGAUUAGGCGAAUCACCAGAAAACCCGAGAACGACUAUGAUCCUGACACAAUUCCUGUUCUAUCGAGGCGUGAGCAGCGGAAGGCCGAGAAGCGGGAGAAACGUAAAUUGGAGGAGCUGGAUGCAUAUCAGCGGAAGCAGUUUCAGGACCGAAUCUCUCGUCAACUCGAGGUGAACCAGAAUACCCGCGAAGCACACCACUCUCAGCCACAACCUAAGCGGUCAGUCAGGCAAAAGGUCAAAGAUACUCUUCGCAGGUCCGUACACUCUUCCAAGAGAGUGCCGGCUCAAAGAGCACCUCUGACACCACAAGAUAUUGCUGCUCCGACACCAUCUCAACCGCCUCAUGUCAAUGAUUUCCACUCCAAGAACGACCUUCGAAGCUGGUUUCACCCUUCUGAUGUUGAAGCUGGACCAGUGUCUGCAACAAAUGUGCCUGAACCUUACCUUGCAGAGCUUCCCGCCGCUGAUGUGCUCUCACCACAUCCUUUCUUCCACAAGAACUUUACAAAGCAGGACUUGGAGGAUCACAUAGAUGUUGAUACACUCCCCCUGCCCGUCAGGUCACCUUCGCCAUGUCUAUCAUCCUCUACCCCUCGCCGUGGAAUUACCAUUAGCGAAACUCCAGCAACCUUGCCGGUGACGACCUUCUCCAAGCAGAUGCAGUGUGACUACUGUCAUGGUGCUAUCAAAAUGAAUGGUUUUCACUAUGCUUGUGCUUUGUGCAAUGGUGGUGACUGUCUCUACUGUGCCAACUGUGCGCACGAAGGUCGUACCUGUCGGCACGAAUUGGUCGAGAAAACACGUAACAUCAAGAGGCAUCCGACCAAUCCAGGAACUGGCGUGCACAAACCACUGUCGCUGAACCACAAGCCAUCAGACUUGACUGAAGACAAAGAAUCUGCUGUUUCUAGCGGUCAUAGUGUUCAUUCGGUCGACCCUAGCACUAUUCCAAUCUCGAAGACACUUGAGGAUAUAGCCAUAUCAAAAGGAUUCGCAUCGUCCAAGAAAGGGAAGGAACCAAGUCAAUCCUUGCCGUUACCUAUGGUCACCUCGGAAGAUAUCUUCCGCGACUUUGAGACGAAACGCAGAGAGCAGGACAUCGCUUUCCGAGAGAAGGAAGUCACGUUACGUGAGCGAGAAGCCAUCCUUAGAGAGCGAGAAGCCUGGUCGGCAUCGAAAGAGCGCGAGGCCACGCUUAUGCAGCAAUACCAGACUGCUGCUAUGCUUCAGCAACGCGCCGACCUUAGUGCUCGUUUUACUUCCAACUCCCCAAGCUCACAAAGUCAAUUCUAUGGGCCACCCAUUUCUCGCUCAGGUUCACAGGUCUCACGUUCUUUCGCUCGACGCUUGUCGUCAUCUGCAAGAAGCACUGCUUUAGAUUUCACCGAGCAAGCAAAACCGCCUCAAGUCGAACGUCUUCCAUCACAAGCUGCUUCGGAUGUUGCGUUUGCUACCAUUGAAAGUGAGGAGACACGAAUUCGAACGCACGCCAACUCGAACAAGCGCAAGUCAGCAGGCUCAGUCAAUCGCACUUCAGACUCUGUCACGAACAACAAGAUACAAGAGCAGAAUCGUCGUACACCUUCGAAUAGAAGCGUCGAUGAGCCUGAAGAGGAUCAAGAGAGUGAAGAAAGCGAUACCAGUGCCUCAAAGAGACAGAAGCAUGAGGCUAGUGCUGAGCCACAGAAACUUUUUGCUUGUCCUUACCACAAGCAUGAUCCUGUUCGGUACGCACAGGGCAACACUACCGAGCUACAUUAUCGUGGUUGCGUCAAAGGCUUGUUUCGUGACAUAUCUCGUAUGAAGCAACACUUGAAGCGUGUCCAUCACUAUCCUGGCUUCUACUGCCGACGGUGCUUUGAGGUAUUUGAUACCAACGACAAGCUGCAGGAUCACUCUUCAUUGCCGGAGGCCUGCGAACCAAGAGACUGCCCCUAUGCUGAACGAAUCAACGAGACGAAGCAAGUCAAGAUUCAUGUUAAACGUCCAGGCAAGGAUCCAAAAGAUCUAUGGUUCGAAAUUUUCACAAUCAUCUUCCCUGGAUCACCAUUACCUGAUAGUCCCUACAUCGAGAGAGCGCAGUCCCGUGGCAUCUACUCAGAGUUGCUCGAGCAAUUCGUCGAAUUGUUCAAUCGUAAACUCGACAUUGCAUCGCAAUCUCGGCCAUGGCUUGCUUCAACACCAACCCGUGACUUCCUUAAUGGUCAGAUGUUACAAACAAUGCAGGAACUACACAAUAGCGGCACGAGUACCUCCGUCAGACAUGCCUCACUUCUUUCGUCGCCUGUCUCGACGGCGUCCGGUUCAGGGACCCGCCAAAGUUCUCGAUCGUCCAGAGAAUCUUCUUCUGUGCAAGAGCAACAGACGUCAGUCUCGUGUUCCUCUCAACGCAAUCGAGGAGUGCCUAGGCCGGCAUUGAUAGUUUCUACCACCUGUACUACACAAUCGUCAGCUCCAUUGAUACAUUCUUCUAAUGCCGUGCGAUCUCGACAGAGCUCAUCGUUCCCAAGAGUACCCACGCACGUUGGGGAAGACCUUGGAUAUGGACCAGGUGGCGAAAGCUGGGCAUCCGGGGACGAUGUUCGCCUCAUGUCCAAUGCUCCACCUCUCGAGCCUUCCAGCGCAACAUCUACGAGAUCGACAAAGAGUGUCUCAUUCGCUCCUGCUCCUCAGGAGUGGAGGUUGUCCAGCAGCCCAGAUCCAAAAGCGGCAGAACUGUCCAAUCUUGCUGGCUUUGACUGGCACGACGAUGCACUCCUCGGCCCAAGUACAAGCUCAUCUUCCGAACAAUUGCCAUUCUCUUCGAAGUCGUACCAACCACGACCCCGGCACUCUAGAACAGACUCGGCAUAUGGUACCAUGAGCUCAGCACAAGCAUCACAAUCCUCUCUAGCUCAACCCAAACCGCAGUCUUACCAAACACAAGCAAGCGCGUUCGACCUGUUUCACAAUCAGCAGCCGCAACAACGACAGCAACAACUGGCAUACAUUGACCCACGAAUGCUGUUCGUCAAUCCAUCCGAACUCACUGCACCAAUGUUUCCCGGCGUGAGCGCGGAUCUACAGGCAUAUCUGAACAGAGAUCUGAAUACCUGCGAAUUCGGCGGCCAAGCAAGUUUCGACGUGAUGCAGGUAUCGCAGCGGCAGGAAAGGCAUGUGGAGCGCUAG
Molecule: messenger RNA, 3327 nt
Organism: Lithohypha guttulata
Lineage: Eukaryota; Fungi; Ascomycota; Eurotiomycetes; Chaetothyriales; Trichomeriaceae
Exons: 1
Coding region: 1-3327 (1108 amino acids)
Source: RefSeq, a predicted model, not a curated record